Messenger RNA from Sorghum bicolor (sorghum), 1378 nucleotides. RefSeq lists its product as uncharacterized. The transcript has a single exon. Gene Ontology annotation, cellular component: chloroplast thylakoid membrane. The record is from RefSeq and is a predicted model, not a curated record. Gene Ontology annotation, biological process: response to photooxidative stress; photosystem I assembly. The coding region runs from base 100 to 816 and encodes 238 amino acids. NCBI's taxonomy places the organism in Eukaryota, Viridiplantae, Streptophyta, Magnoliopsida, Poales, Poaceae.
UGUCCCCACCCACUCGCCGUCCAGUCCAGCGGCAUGGUCCUCCACCACGGCCACGAUCAUCAUCGCAUAUAGACCCACUUCGGCACUUCCCCCGCGCCCAUGCAUCAAGGUGCUGGCAUUCGUAUCGUAUCUCGGGUCAAAGCGGCAAGCACUCAGCACCAGGCCAUGUCCGGAGCGGCGCCCGACGCCGAGUCCGGCCGAGAGGGCUUCACCUGCAGCGCGCUGCUCAUGUGCCUCUACCUGCCGGGCCUCUCCAAGAAGAAGCCGGUGGAGGCGAUCAGCACGAGCCCGCCGACAGCAGAGACGGCACCGGCACCGGCACCGGACCAGCCUGCCGAGCAGCAAGAGUCCCCGUAUGCGCCGCCGAGCCGUGCCGCGUCGCUGGACAAGUCUGAGUGCGCGUCGCUCUACUCCCGCAACAACAUCGUCUUCGACUUCAUCGUGGAGGAAGGGGACCAGGCGCAGGCGGCGAUCCAUGGGUACUGCCCGUCGCCGUGCUUCGACCUGCCCGUGGAGCUGAUAAGGGCCGGCGAGCGCUUUGGCGUCGUCGCCGCUGACAGCGAGGCGACGACGCCGGUCACGGCCACGUUCGUGUUCGACGACGGCCAGGGAAGGGGCGCUUUGAAGAAGAUGGCGUCGUGCCUGGCACCCGGGACCGACGGCAGCAGCGGGCCGCCGCAUCUCGCGAGGUUCUUGUCUGCGUCCGGUCGUUCUAGCGCGCCGCGGCCUCUCGUGACGCCUUCCCGUGACGCGCCGCAGGGUGAAUCGGUGAUGGUGCCCGCCUGCAAUGCAACGAGUGGCGGCAGCCUGUCGUGACAGCGUCGUACGUGCGACGGCUGCUUGACGCUGCACGCAUGAUUAGUCCAUUUAUCCGUGUAUUGCUGAAUGAAACCGACAUUGUCAUUUUCAUGUUCCAAAUGCUCGGUAUUUUUCUCGUUAUAGUGUCACGGGCAAAGGAUAACAGAACGAAGAGCACUAUACAAAUCACGCUACAGAUACCUGAUUCACAAAUUAACUAGUUCGAGAAACUUGCCACACAUUCAUAUUAGUAGAUUGAAAUCAUACCUCACCCAAAGAAUUCCAGAAGCAGAUGAAGCGAAGCACGGCAUGUUUCGCCGGACAAGGAACGAACAAAGCCGGGCCGGUGCACCAGCACUCGUGACCGGGAGCCGGCCGUCCCCAAGCAAAGCGUCUCAGCCGUGCGCGUCCUCAUGUCGAACACCUCGCAGUGCUGAUGAGGGCAGUCCCUGCGGCGAGUGCACCCGUCAAGGGUCAUGUACAUCUCCUGGCUGAAAUAGAUGCGGUCGCCUCGCGCGCCGCGGUACCGGGACGACGGACGGGACGGACAUGGAAGACGAUCCCUCUGUGGACCAGCAGA